Messenger RNA from Rhodamnia argentea, 1376 nucleotides. RefSeq names its product transcription factor RAX2-like. Lineage: Eukaryota; Viridiplantae; Streptophyta; Magnoliopsida; Myrtales; Myrtaceae. The transcript has 3 exons. Bases 128 to 1012 code for a protein of 294 amino acids. The record is from RefSeq and is a predicted model, not a curated record.
CUUCACCAACUUUAUAAAACCCCACACUAGGAGCCCACAGGUUCUUGAAUAGUUGAAUAGUCCCUUGCCAACUCUCUCUCUCUCUCUCUCUCUCUCUCUCUCUCUCUCUCUCUCUCUGUGAGAAGCCAUGGGAAGAGCACCAUGCUGUGACAAAGCUAACGUGAAGAGAGGACCAUGGUCGCCCGAAGAAGAUGCAACUCUCAAGAGCUAUCUGGAAGCUCAUGGCACCGGUGGAAAUUGGAUUGCUUUGCCCAAGAAAGCAGGCCUUAGACGGUGUGGGAAAAGUUGCCGCUUACGGUGGCUCAAUUAUCUGAGACCGGAUAUCAAACACGGUGGUUUUACUGAAGAUGAAGAUAAUAUCAUAUGCAAUCUCUACAAUGAAAUAGGAAGCAGGUGGUCUGUCAUAGCAUCUCAAUUGCCCGGAAGAACGGACAACGACGUCAAGAACUAUUGGAACACCAAGCUGAAGAAGAAACGACUCGCCGGAAAAGUUAAUGUUGCUAAUAACAGCAGCAGCAACACAAUGUCCAGUUCCAACACCCCUGCUCUCCUCGGGUUCGCCAGCAACCAUCCUUCUGGUUUGCCAAAUCUAGACGUGUACCAUUGCGGAUCUUCUGUUUCGGAUAUCCAUGCUUUCACAGUUGCUGAAUGCCAAGUAAUAUACGAUGGAGCAACUACUGCUAGUGUUCACAAUUCGGCAUAUUAUCCUUACACAGGCUUCAAUGUCAUAAAGUCUAAUGAAAUCGACGUGGGUUCAAAGGUAUCGACUUCAAGCAUUUCUAAUUCAUCCAGCAUCUCGAGUUCGUCGUCGUCUUUGGCAAUGGACGACAAGGCUUCGUUGCUCACUUGCAACAGGGGAACACUUGAUGAGGCCGCUGCAAUUAUGGAUUUCGGGUUCGGAUUCCCCUGUGACAUUGUCAACAAUGGUAUCUGGUUUCAGGAGAGAGCUCAGGAGAACCCUCUCAACUACGGCGGCUAUAUUCCAAGUUCUGAUUUUAACUAUAUAUGCUGAAACAAUUUGCAGUACUGCAGUAUAGCUCAAUAUUGAAGUGGCUGAAGGGAAACAUUGGAGGAUUUAAUGGGCACUAAAAUACACGAAGCUUUCUAGGAAUUUUCUUUCUGCAUGCUCCUAGGUUAAUCAAUUUACACCUCUUAACUGCUCUAUGAACAUAUGCUUCGAACCACGUCGUCUACAAAUUGAUUAUAGGUCGGGAUGGGCUCGGGGUCGCUCCUGUGUGUUAGCGUAGAGGACUUGUGAUAGGUUCAACUGUAUUACGAGCUCUGAUCGGAGAUCAUCUCCCGAAUAUCAAGUCGCCUUAGCAUAGGUUUGUACAUGAAUCUCUCUUAGUAAUGAAAUUAGAGCCUCAAUGUAUCGA